Messenger RNA from Tribolium castaneum (red flour beetle), 1217 nucleotides. RefSeq names its product Methylthioadenosine phosphorylase (gene Mtap). The record is from RefSeq and is a predicted model, not a curated record. The coding region runs from base 186 to 1016 and encodes 276 amino acids. Gene Ontology annotation, biological process: nucleoside metabolic process. Gene Ontology annotation, cellular component: cytosol. The transcript is spliced from 5 exons. Gene Ontology annotation, molecular function: S-methyl-5-thioadenosine phosphorylase activity. Lineage: Eukaryota; Metazoa; Arthropoda; Insecta; Coleoptera; Tenebrionidae.
AACACUGCAUGUGAGUCACGUGUGAAGAGGCAUCAACUGUCAAAUUACCAUAACCGCACUUUUUUAAACCUUCGUUUCGAAAUCAAUUAAGUGAUUUAAUCAAUAAAUUGUCUGUUGUCGACCAUUUCGAGGCCACAAGUCCUAUCAAGAUUUCGUCCCCUAACAAAAAAGUGAAACUAACCGACAUGCCACGCAAAAUCAAGAUCGGCAUAAUCGGCGGUUCUGGCCUCGACAACCCCGACAUUUUAAAAAACGCUAAAACGAAGUCGGUCAAUACGCCCUUCGGCAAGCCUUCCGACGUGUUAACUUUGGGCCAAAUCGAGGGGGUUGAAUGCGUGCUCUUGGCCCGGCAUGGCCGCACCCACGGCAUAAUGCCCGGCAAUAUAAACUACAGGGCCAACAUCUGGGCCCUUAAAGAGGAAGGGUGCACCCAUGUCAUCGCCGCCACUGCCACCGGCUCGCUGCAGGAGCACAUCAAACCGGGGGAUUUGGUGAUCUUGAACAGUUUCAUCGACAGGACACAAGGGCGGAAACAAACUUUCUAUGACGGGGAGAAAAACCACCCUGUGGGGAUUUGCCAUUUGCCGAUGGAGCCGGCGUUUUGCGAAAGAACAAGACAGUUGCUUAUACAGACAGCCCAAAAGCUGAAUUUUCCUGUCCAUAAAACCGGGACUGUAGUCACUAUUGAGGGCUCCCGGUUUUCCAGCAAGGCUGAAAGUAAAAUGUUCAGGCAGUGGGGUGGGGAUAUCAUCAAUAUGACCUCAGUGCCAGAGGUUAUUUUAGCCAAAGAGGCCGGUUUGUGUUAUGCCUUAAUUGCCUUAGUCACUGAUUAUGAUUGUUGGAAAGAAAAUAGAGACGAACAUGUGACUGUUGCUGAUGUUCUUGCCACAUUUAAGAAAAAUGUGACUAAAGUUACUAAAGUGAUUAUGGAUGUGGUUCCUGCAAUUGCUAAAGAAGACUGGAAUUGGACUAUUGACGAGCUUCAGGACUUGGUUCAUAAUAGUGUUAUGAAAUAGAACCCAACUUUCUUGGCCUUUAUAAGCCUUAUACAGCACACAUAGUCAAAUUUUUGGUGUAGAUUGGUUUCAUUUGUAAAAAAAAGUCCAAGGUUGAAUCUGUCAUAUUUUAUAAGCAAGCUAUAUUUUUAUAAUUGUUACAUUUUACAGUCAAUUAAGUAUGCUAUUAUUGUCACUAUAAUUGGUAAAUAAAAAAUAAAU